Messenger RNA from Danio rerio (zebrafish), 1618 nucleotides. The record is from RefSeq and is a predicted model, not a curated record. NCBI's taxonomy places the organism in Eukaryota, Metazoa, Chordata, Actinopteri, Cypriniformes, Danionidae.
AAUCUUUGUUUCUGACACUAUUUUACUGCAGCUGUCCGAGCUAAAACCUUUCCUACCUCAAAUGCGUCCUUCAUCUCUGCUAAAAAGCCUCAGCUCUGCAAGGGGAAGCGAGGAUUGCGACGCCACCCUAGACCAACAAGCAUAUUACCUCUGCUACAGCCUUUUGACUUUGACGAAUGAAGCCUCCAAUUUUGAGUUCUUACCCUCAGCCCAGAGAAACGAUCUGCGCUGUCUUUCUUCUCUGCUGGAGAAGCACAUUAAGUGUGACAUAAGGGAGAGCGAGAAAAUGCUGUACAGGAGCAAGGUGAAAGACUUUGUUGCAAGAAUAUACACCAAGUGGCAGGUUCUUCUCACUAGGACGAGGCCUCAAGAGGGUAUGCUGUAUGAUUACUGGAAGCCUCCUCCAGAAGAUGAGCUGCCCAGCAGUCCUCAAGGCCAGACCUGCAUCAAAGCACAAGACCCUCAGGAGAGUCCAGAAGAAGCUCCGACACCAGAGUGGAGCAGUUCAGAGUCUGAAGAAGAUGACCAGAGCAAAGACGAAGAAGAGGAGGACUGGCUGAAAGACCCUGAUAAUCUUCAACCUCUGGAGAACCAGGUGAAGAUGGAACAAAGUGCUGAAGACUGUGUGGAGGAUGUCAGUGAUGCUGAAGAGGAAAGUGACGUGCCAAAGCAACAGCUGGAGGGGUUUGAUAUCUCUGGAGCAUUGGAGGACAUUUCUGAAGAAGAGCUGUUUGAGGAUGAUGAAGAUCUCCUAAACGAGGAGGAGAAGCAGCUUCUUAAAGAUGAAGAAGACAGAAAGCACAGGCCUGUGGAAGAGGCAUCACAGCAGAUUGAGGACUUGCUAGCCAAACAUAAAGACACAUUAGAGAUGAAGGAUGGGAUGCUUUUGGAUGCAUUCAUUUAACGUUCUCAGGUCAUUUUAAGAAUAUUUCACACAGCACCUUUAUCAUUUAUGCAUAAUAUGCACAGUAUGUAAGGGUUUUGCGCAUGUGUGUAUUGUUAUACAGUCUUUGAGUAACACACGUGAUGCUUGUUUACAUCUUGUUUAUAAUAUAUGUAAUAUACCUGUUGUCCUUAAUUUUUUUAAAGCAUUUCUCUUUUUUAAGAUGUCUUAUUGGGGGUUCAGACUGUUGUUUUUUUCUUAAAGCAAUAUAUUAUAAAUACAUUUCAUUAAUUAGAACUUCUAACUUUUUUUGAAGGGGUUAAUGUGCAUGCACUGGCCAUCUGUUCUAUACUGUAUGCUGCUGUCUAAUAUAUUACAUUAGUUCUUUUUACUUUACCAAAAAAUAUGCAAGAUGUUUAACCAAGUAACAUUAAUUUAACAGCUACAAUUUAAUGCAAACAAUGCAUUAAACAAGGGCUUAAAUCAUAUCAAUUCACAGAUUCUAGUUUGCAGUGAUGUUUAAGCAUCUCGCCUGGUUUGAGUAAAGAGUAAAUGUUGUAUAUUUUUAUUAUUUUGUUGUUACCAUUAGCUAGAAUAUUAAUUCUUCAAGGAAAAGGAAGAAAAUGUAAAUAAUGUAAGGUUUUCAUGCAUAUAUAAAAUAGUCUGUUUAUACAAAAAAGAGAUUUAAAAUUUGGUUAUUUUUUUAGUGGAAAUAAAUACUUGUUCUGAUAAAAA